Messenger RNA from Cucurbita moschata (crookneck pumpkin), 1009 nucleotides. RefSeq names its product putative pre-16S rRNA nuclease. The coding region runs from base 207 to 716 and encodes 169 amino acids. The record is from RefSeq and is a predicted model, not a curated record. The transcript has 8 exons. Gene Ontology annotation, biological process: rRNA 5'-end processing. Lineage: Eukaryota; Viridiplantae; Streptophyta; Magnoliopsida; Cucurbitales; Cucurbitaceae.
CCUAAUGAAAUUUCAAGGGUUUUCCAAAGGUAUGGUCCUGACCAGAUCAAAUUGGAAUUUCUUCCGAAAAUUAAUUGCAUCGAGGUUCCGAAUUCGGGCUUAAUUCACUGUGCUUCAUCUUCAACUUUGCAGGCGCGACGCUGAAAAUGAUUUGUGCGAAUCAGCUGCUGGAUAACAUGGUUCACUGAGCUAGAUAGUAGUACAAGAUGAAGUACGUGAGGCCGUUGAAUUUAUUUCGCGAUUUGUUAAAGGGAAAUGCCCUUGAACGUGGCCGUUUCUUGGGUUUAGAUGUUGGUGAUAAGUAUGUUGGUUUGGCCGUCUCUGAUCCAGAUAAUAAAAUCGCAUCGCCUCUUAGUGUUUUGUUCAGGAAGAAAACCAAUAUGCAUCUGAUGGCUCUGGAUUUUCAGAGAUUGAUCUCUGAACUUUCUCUGUCAGGGUUCAUUGUUGGAUACCCUUUCGAUGGACAACGACGCAACGCCGAUGCUGUGCAAGUGAAGAUCUUCAUCGAUGACCUUUGUAAAACUGGAAAACUUGAAGGCGUAAAAUAUACUUUUUGGGAUGAGUGCUUUACAUCAAAGAAUGUGGAACUUCUGAUAAAGCCAUUGAAACUGCCUCCUAUUUUGUCAAAGACAAUAAUUGACAAGUUUGCUGCGGUUGGAAUACUUCAGGGUUACUUGGAUCAUUUUAACAGAAGACCAGAAUUGGACGAGAGGUAAAGUAAGAUGGGUCAUAUGGGAUGAUCAGACACUUGAUACUCUUAGAUGGAACGAUGUGUUUUAAAGCUCAGUCCAAAAAGGGUCGCUGGUAAUUCUUCGAUAUCGUCGUUAAUUUUAACUCAAGUGAGUGAAUCAUGUGCUCAAACUCGAGUAGUCAGCUUAUUAGGCUCCUCUUUUUUGGAAUUUUGCUUAUGAAAAUUGAGAUCAAGUGGUUGUUAUUUCUAAAUGAUUAGUAAUGACACCAAUGAGACCAUAUAAUUUAUUUUACGAAUCAUGCUCUUAUAUGUUAAAAA